Pseudozyma hubeiensis SY62 is the source of this 876-nucleotide messenger RNA. Its product is annotated as likely class II histone deacetylase subunit. Gene Ontology annotation, biological process: peptidyl-L-cysteine S-palmitoylation; protein targeting to membrane. The transcript is spliced from 4 exons. The record is from RefSeq and is a predicted model, not a curated record. NCBI's taxonomy places the organism in Eukaryota, Fungi, Basidiomycota, Ustilaginomycetes, Ustilaginales, Ustilaginaceae. Gene Ontology annotation, cellular component: extrinsic component of endoplasmic reticulum membrane; endoplasmic reticulum palmitoyltransferase complex. Bases 1 to 876 code for a protein of 291 amino acids.
AUGAGUAGGGCGCUCUCAGCGCGUCGAAAUUUGGAGCUCGAACAGGCCAGCGCUGCCAUGCGUGUGCGCUCCGCCCGUGCCAGAAUAUUGACCAAAGUGUUGUUCUCCCGACGCCUCAUUCCUGUCUCUUCACAAACCUCGUCAGCUUUCACCACCUACCAACCUCGUCCGCACAGUCCUCGUCGCGAAUACUACAUCGUGCUUUCGGACGAGGUCGAACUUAUCGAACUCGGGUCAGCGGGCAUCGACCGCAUAAAAAGGGAGCACAGAAACCGAGGGACGACGAUGGCCGGCUUGGAAGAGUCCAAUAUCGCCCCUACCUCUACAGCGAUGACACCCGAGACAUCAACAGCAACAGCGCUAGCACCAGCCACGGCCUCUUCGUCAAGCAAAGCGAAGGACGAUGAGUCGAAUGCAUUCUACCCACCUCCCACAUCAUCUUACUACUUUGGACCACCUGAUUCGACCAAAGCGUUUGGUGAACCUGUCACUGGCAAACCUGGGGUACAUUUGCCGAAGGAGAUCGUCAGAAUCGAACGGGACUAUUCGUCGGGAGAACUACCCCAGUUUCACUCCAGCUUCCCAAUGGAGCUUGAAGGUCGAAUCUCACCAACGACCUUCAGCGAGAUCAUCAACGACAUCAACUCUUUGCUCGUCACCGCACACAAUCCUCCCCGCAUUUGGAUCGAUAACACCAUUGCCAUCCUGACGUUUUACAUCUCAAUGCUGCUCGUAAAGGGUCAUUACCAACGUACGAUGGAAGAGCUGGAUAGGAUGAUCUCAAAGUACAACGAGGAGGCACUGCAUCCGGUGGGGUUGAGUUUGGUCGAUCCGCGCAAGACGGCGUUCCUGUUCAUCGAGUUGGAGUACUUCUGA